Boleophthalmus pectinirostris (great blue-spotted mudskipper) is the source of this 1137-nucleotide messenger RNA. It is a transcript of the gene rad9b, whose product is annotated as RAD9 checkpoint clamp component B. The coding region runs from base 1 to 1137 and encodes 378 amino acids. The record is from RefSeq and is a predicted model, not a curated record. Gene Ontology annotation, biological process: cellular response to ionizing radiation; DNA replication checkpoint signaling; mitotic intra-S DNA damage checkpoint signaling. The transcript has 11 exons. Gene Ontology annotation, cellular component: checkpoint clamp complex. NCBI's taxonomy places the organism in Eukaryota, Metazoa, Chordata, Actinopteri, Gobiiformes, Gobiidae.
AUGAACUGUGUUGUUGAGGGAAACUGCGUUAAAGCGUUUGGGAGGGCUAUCCAUGCCCUGGCACGGCUUGGAGAUGAGCUGUGGUUCGACCCAAUGGCCAAAGGGCUGGCCCUGAGGUCAGUGAAUUCUGCCCAAUCUGCCUACUCCUGUUUCCUCUUCUCAACACUGUUCUUUCACAAAUACACCACAGAGAAGAGCAGUGAGGCCAUCAAAUGUAAACUACACAUUAAGACCAUACUGCCUCUUUUUCGGCUGCCCUCCAUUGAGCGCACUGUGGAGCGCUGUCAGGUCUCCAUAGAAGAUGACCUGGUGAAAAUUAAGUUCUUAUGCAAACAUGGCAUUGUCAAAACUCAUAAUCUGCGUUUCCAGGAGAGUGAUGCUCUGCAGGCUGCAUUUGCCUUCCACCUUUGCCCCAACAUCCUCAAAGCUCCAGCCAAGCUCCUUAGUGACAUGGUUAUGCAUUUCCCAUUCUCCCAAGAGGAAAUCACAUUGUCAGUAUCUUCUGGAAAAAUCAGUCUGAGGAAUUAUUAUGAUGGAGGGAAUAGUCACAUGAAGAUGAUGCAGACAGAGAUGUCCUUACACCCAGACGAGUUUGAUUACUUCCAGGUCGGAGUGGAAUCAGACAUAACUUUCUGUCUAAAGGAGCUACGGGGAUUACUGUUGUUUGCAGAGUCACAUUGUCUGCCUGUGUCAGUUUACUUUGGAGCAGCAGGAAAACCCGUGUGCUUCUCCAUUGAGGACAUGGUUUUGGAGGCCACUGUGGUUUUGGCCACUCUGAUGGACUCUGAGAGCAGGGCCACCUCUCAGCACACAGCCACCCCUCUGCAAACUACUACUACUACCAGGUCUGCAGUGGAUGCUGUAGAAACAGUCCAUCUUCAGGACACUUCAGGAGUCACAGAGCUGGUCACCUCGAGUCAGGGCAGCCCCCUCUUCUCUCAGACUGACCUCCCAUGUGGACAGGGGGAGCCCAAGCAGGCCUGUGCCCCUGCUCCCUCUCCUGCUCCCUCUAUGGUGUGUUCUCUUCUGUUCAAGGCUCUGUCUGAGGAUGACUCUCAUAUGCCUGCCAAAGUCUUGGUUUGUGUCAGUGAUGAAGAGGAGGAGAUGGGGGAAGAGACACGGAGCCCCUUCCUUUGA